Molecule: messenger RNA, 672 nt
Organism: Phodopus roborovskii (desert hamster)
Lineage: Eukaryota; Metazoa; Chordata; Mammalia; Rodentia; Cricetidae
Product: prolactin-4A1
Exons: 5
Coding region: 1-672 (223 amino acids)
Biological process (GO): response to nutrient levels; female pregnancy; positive regulation of lactation
Cellular component (GO): extracellular region
Molecular function (GO): prolactin receptor binding; hormone activity
Source: RefSeq, a predicted model, not a curated record
AUGCACAGUGAGAGUUCACAGAAAUGGACACUGCUCGUGCUGCUGGUAUCCAUGGUCCAGGGGGAGAAUGUAACCUCCGCUAUGAAUGUUAAAAUGUUGAAUGUCUCCUACAACUCACCGUUUUGGGACAUGUUGGAUCAGGCAAUCAAGUUAACCCAGGAUAUGAAUGGGCGAAUUUCAAAACUGUCCACUCACUUUAAUGGAUUUUAUGCCAAAGGCCGGGGGUUUCACAACAGGAUCAUCAGAUGCCACACUUCUUCACUCUCUAGACCAGAAAACAAGGAGCAAGCCCAAAAUACUGGAUCGGAAGUCCUACUGAAGUUGGCACGCAGUCUAUUGCAAGCCUGGGUUAACCCACUUCACCAUCUGUGGGCUGAAAUGGGUGACAAGCUGGGAUACACUCCUUAUCAUCUCACAAAAGCCCUGGAGAUUAAGAGUAUAAACAAAAAAGUUCUUGAGGCCAUGAAGAAAAUCAUCCGAGAGGCUAAAUUUGCGCUGGAAGAAAAUGUGAACGCCCCUGUAUGGUCUGAAUUGGCAUCUUUGCAGUCAACCAAUAGAGACACUAGAUAUUUUGCCUUUUAUACGUUGUUUCGCUGCUUGGGAAGUGACUCACGUGAUGUGGAAAUGUAUCUGAAGCUUGUGAAGUGCCAAAAGGUUCAAAGCAACUGCUAA